Molecule: messenger RNA, 733 nt
Organism: Anolis sagrei ordinatus
Lineage: Eukaryota; Metazoa; Chordata; Lepidosauria; Squamata; Anolidae
Source: RefSeq, a predicted model, not a curated record
ACACAAUAAUACCUUGACUUUACAGGGUUUUGGAGCAGAGCCUGUUCAUGACUGUGGGAUAGAACAGAACAGAAGUUUUCCUUGAGUCCCGUUGGCUGCUUCAUUGGACAGUGUUUCCAAAAUGUUCAAGCUGGAGACCGCUUGGCUGGAAGCAGAAGGAGAAUGUGACAGCAUUUGUGCUGAGAGCAGUGGGGAAUUCUGGGAAACAACUACGCAGGCGUUCCUGAAUGCGCACAUAGAGCGCCAGCGCUUCAGGCAUUCCUCCUUCCGAGAGGGCGAGGGACCCAGAGAGGUUUGCAGCCGCCUCCACUCUCUCUGCCGCCAGUGGCUGAAGCCAGAGCAACACACCAAGGCGGAGAUGCUGGACCUGGUGAUCCUGGAGCAGUUCCUGAGCAUCCUGCCCCCAGAGAUGGGGAGCUGGGUCCGAGAGUGUGGGGCAGAGACCUCUUCCCAGGCGGUGGCCCUGGCGGAAGGCUUCCUCCUGAGUCGGGCAGAGGACGAGAAGCAGGAAGGACAGUCAAAAGAUCUCUGUGUGGAAGUUCAGUCUGUUCUCCGUGCAUCAGAGGACUCAGUGUCAAUCUGCACUCAGAUUCCCGAGUGGAAGGAGAUAAAGCAAGAGGGAGAUGAAAGUGCUGCCUUCCUGGGGCCUGGAAUGGUGCCACAGACAAGUCUUCAUUCCUCUCUUCCUCUUUGCAAUGAAGCAGAAACAAUUGAGGUAAGAAGAAGGGAGUGA